GCUCAGCAUGUCCACUGUCAAGGAGCAGCUAAUUCAGAACCUAACUCAAGAAGAUAAAACCUCCCGGUCUAAGAUCACCGUGGUUGGAGUUGGGAAUGUAGGCAUGGCGUGUGCUAUUAGUAUCUUACUGAAGGGUCUGGCUGAUGAACUCGCUCUUAUUGAUGCUGAUGCAGACAAACUGAAGGGAGAGACCCUGGAUCUUCUGCACGGCAGCCUUUUCUUCAACACUCCAAAAAUCGUCUCUGGGAAAGAUUACAGUGUCUCUGCCAACUCCAAAUUAGUUAUCAUCACAGCUGGCGCCAGGCAGAAGGUGGGAGAGUCGCGCCUUGACCUGGUCCAGCGCAAUGUUGUUAUCAUGAAAUCCAUCGUUCCCGGCAUAGUCCAAAACAGCCCCGACUGUAAAAUCCUGAUUGUCUCAAACCCAGUGGAUAUUUUGACUUACGUGGUAUGGAAGAUAAGUGGCCUCCCUGCAACUCGCAUAAUUGGGAGUGGCUGUAACCUAGACUCUGCCCGUUUCCGUUACCUGAUUGGAGAGAAGUUGGGUGUCCACCCUGUAAGUUGCCAUGGCUACGUUCUUGGUGAGCACGGCGACUCCAGCGUGCCCUUGUGGAGUGGUGUGAACGUUGCUGGCGUACCUCUGAAGUCACUGAACCCAGCAUUAGGAACUGACUCAGACCAGGAACAGUGGAAAAAGAUCCACAAUCAGGUGGUGGAAAGCGCCUAUGAGGUGAUCAAACUGAAAGGUUAUACGUCCUGGGCCAUUGGCCUCUCUGUGGCCAACUUGGCAGAGAGCAUAAUGAAGAAUCUGAGGCGGGUGCAUCCCAUUUCCACCAUGAUUAAGGGUCUCUAUGGAAUCAAGGAUGAUGUCUUCCUCAGUGUCCCCUGUGUCCUGGGACAAAAUGGAAUCUCAGAUGUUGUGAAGGUGACUCUGACUUCUGAAGAGGAGGCCCGCUUGAAGAAGAGUGCAGACACGCUCUGGGGGAUCCAGAAAGAGCUGCAGUUCUAAAAGUCCCCAGAUGUCCUAGCGCUUCACUGUCCAGGCUGCAGCACACUGUCUCCUCAGCUGAGCUGUGGUUAGGGUGGUUGUGUUCCCACAGCUCUACCCUGAUGCUAAGUGGUACUUGUGUAGUGGUAACCUGGUUGGUGUGACACUGCCAACUGUGUGCAGGCUUCAGUUACCCUGUGAACCUGCUGUGUCUGUGCUGUGCACCCUCACCAGACAUGCCUAGGCCAAUGAUUUCCCAGUUAGUCAUAACCUGGCUCCAGUGUGUAAAUCCAUUAUGCAUAUCUUGUGCAUAACUGUUCCAAAGGAUAUUAUUUUGUGUAUUAUGUAUCUGUGGUGUACAUUGAAAUAUUGUGUAAAGAUCUUCAUAUGGAUGAUGCAACCGACUACCCAAGUGUCAUGCCAACGAAAACACCAAAUAAACCUUGAACAGUGA
This is a messenger RNA of Microtus oregoni (creeping vole), 1439 nucleotides long. RefSeq names its product L-lactate dehydrogenase A chain-like. Gene Ontology annotation, cellular component: cytoplasm. NCBI's taxonomy places the organism in Eukaryota, Metazoa, Chordata, Mammalia, Rodentia, Cricetidae. Gene Ontology annotation, molecular function: L-lactate dehydrogenase (NAD+) activity. Gene Ontology annotation, biological process: carboxylic acid metabolic process. Bases 8 to 1006 code for a protein of 332 amino acids. The record is from RefSeq and is a predicted model, not a curated record. The transcript is spliced from 7 exons.